Molecule: messenger RNA, 288 nt
Organism: Protopolystoma xenopodis
Lineage: Eukaryota; Metazoa; Platyhelminthes; Monogenea; Polystomatidea; Polystomatidae
Source: the annotation of a GenBank genome assembly
AUGAGACUCCACCUCAGCACCAAUCAGACGCCGACAUUCGCACCUUUCAGGUUAUGUGACAUAAUCAAUAUUAUGACGCGCCUUUUCAUGCGCUCUGCCCCAGUGCCACUUCUUGCAGGCUCGCGCGCAGAAACUCAUAACACUGGCAUCUCAUUACGUCAUAAUCCCGGUCGCAGAUUGCCAUUCACUUCCCCCCACCCCUGCAACGUGGCCAUCUUGGCCGUAUCUCCUCCGCCUUGUGUUACCGUCCGGUUUCGGUUUCGGUUAAACUCCUUUAACAAGCGCUGA